AUGCUUGGUGUCGGCUUCGCCCCCUCCCGGACCUCAACCACGGGCGGGCUGGCACUGGCGGCGCUCAGUCUCCUGUUCCUGUCCUCGUUUGGACUCUUCCGCCGGCUGGCUUAUGAGGGCUUCAUCGCGCUCCACAUUCUCCUGGGUAUUGUGCUCCUGGCGGCACUCUGCGUGCAUCGGCCCAUGUAUCGCGCGUGGGCUUGGGGUGGGUUCGUUAUCUGGGGUUUUGACCGGAUCGUUUCGCUGGGGAAGAUGGGAUGGGCGAGUCGAGCCGGCAAGACAGGCAAGACCGGCAAGACAGGGGCCGUGGUUGAAGUCCUAGGAGCUGAUGUGGUGAAAGUGACUGUCACGACUGGCAUGAAGUGGACCCCCGGGCAACACAUGUUCCUCACCAUGCCGAGCAUCGCACUGCAACAGCAUCCAUUCACCAUGGCCAGUCUCGCGAGCGCCGCGAGCAAUGCGAGCGAUGCGAGCCCUGCAAGCCCGGCGAGUGAUGCCAGCGCCGCGAGCGACACGAACGCCGCGAGGGAAGGAGGCCAGGCCGUCUUCUUCAUCCGCGCACACAAGGGUUUCACCCGCCACCUCCUCUCCCACCCCGGCCCACACCGAUGCCUCGUCGACGGUCCCUACGGCAUUCCACCCGCUCUGACGCAUUAUGCCUCUGUCACUUUACUAGCUGGCGGGACUGGGAUCAGUUUUUGCCUUGCCCUCCUCCUCGGCCUGGUCCGGGAUGCGAGGAGGAGUGAUUCGGCGGUUGGCCUUGUGCAUCUUGUUUGGAACACACGGGAUGAGGAUGCAGUGGCGUGGAUCAAGGGGAUGAUUGAGAUGGAGAUGGGCGGGAGUGCUGGUCGGAUGGAGGUUAGAGUCGAUGUACAUCGGACCAGGAGGGGGGUCGAAACUGCCACACCGUCUGUGGUCAGCGACAAGGACGAGCAGGGUGAGAAUGACGCUCUGGUGAGCGUUAUCAAUGUGCUGGAAGGACGGGCCGACGUCGAGGGCACCAUCCGCCGAAACAUUGCCAGUACCCCCAACGAUGCAGGAGGCAUGGCUGUGGUAGUGUGUGGUCCUUCGUCCUUGAACCUUGAAACGCGACGCGCCGUGUGUGCUGUGAACACACCCUCGGCCGUCGCCAAGGGGCAACCCCCGAUCCACUUCUACUCUGAGCAGUUCGGCUGGUAA
Trichosporon asahii var. asahii CBS 2479 is the source of this 1179-nucleotide messenger RNA. RefSeq lists its product as uncharacterized. Gene Ontology annotation, molecular function: ferric-chelate reductase activity. The transcript has a single exon. Gene Ontology annotation, cellular component: plasma membrane. The coding region runs from base 1 to 1179 and encodes 392 amino acids. The record is from RefSeq and is a predicted model, not a curated record. Lineage: Eukaryota; Fungi; Basidiomycota; Tremellomycetes; Trichosporonales; Trichosporonaceae. Gene Ontology annotation, biological process: iron ion transport; intracellular iron ion homeostasis; copper ion import.